AAAAAAAUAAAAUAAAAAAUACAAUCCCUCUCUGCUUCUCUCUCGCUUUCUCGCUCCGCAUGAGAAGCCUUGCGGCGGAGAUACAAAGUCUCCGGCCACCGAACCACCCUCUCCGGUUCCUCUCCGUUCAAUGUCGAUUUCUCCGCCCUCAGGACCAUACACUCCUCAUCCCCAGCCGCAGCCGCAAACGUUCGAUUCCCCGCCGCUCCCUGUCAUCCUCACCGUCAUCCUCCUCGUCUUCUUCUUCAUCGGCUUCUUCAUCCUCUAUUUCUGCAAGUGUUUCCUCGAAACCCUGAUGCAGGCCUGGUGCCUCCACCGCAACCCGCCGGAGAAUGUUGUCCGGCCGCCGGAAGUCGCCGUCAACAACGGUCUCGACCCGCAAAUCAUCCGCUCGUUCCCCUCGUUUCCGUACUCCUCCGUCAAAGAUCUACGGUCCGAGAAGUACGGACUCGAGUGCGCGAUCUGUCUGUUGGAAUUCUCGGACGAGCAUGUGCUCAGGCUGCUCACGACGUGUUACCAUGUCUUUCACCAAGAAUGCAUCGAUCUCUGGCUCGAGUCUCACAGAACAUGCCCAGUUUGCCGGCGAGAUUUGGAGUCUUCGUCUUCACCGGCGGCGCCGGAGAACGAAGAGACGUUACGCAACGAGGAGAUCAUCAUCGACGUUAUACAAGAAAACGGCGAAGACAACGACGUCGUCGGCGAGGUUCGGAUUGAACAGAGAAGCGAUAAAUCGAAGAAGGGGUUACGAUCCUUGCCGGAGAAAUUCCCGAGAUCGCAUUCGACGGGUCAUUCGAUAGUGAGGAACAAGCCGGAGGAAGAAGAUCGGUACACGCUGAGAUUGCCGGAGCACGUGAAGAUUAAGAUCGCGAGAGGCCAUAAUCAAACCGAGAGUUGCAUCACCUUCGGUGAACUCACCAGAAACAAUGGCUGUCCUUAUCGCCGGUUCGGUGAGGUCUCAGGACAAUCUCACACAACCCUGUGGGAAACUUAACGACGAAGAAACACUUUGCAUCAGUUUAUACUCUUUGUUUUGUUGUUAUUGCUGUUGUAUUCAUCAUUCCCGGAUGUGUCAUAGGUAGACAAAUUAAAUCGAAAAUAAAUUGCAGAUAGUUAAUUUUUUUUUUAUACAAGGAAAU
Molecule: messenger RNA, 1136 nt
Organism: Tarenaya hassleriana
Lineage: Eukaryota; Viridiplantae; Streptophyta; Magnoliopsida; Brassicales; Cleomaceae
Product: RING-H2 finger protein ATL29
Exons: 1
Coding region: 131-991 (286 amino acids)
Source: RefSeq, a predicted model, not a curated record